Haplochromis burtoni (Burton's mouthbrooder) is the source of this 2141-nucleotide messenger RNA. Its product is annotated as cell surface glycoprotein CD200 receptor 1. Gene Ontology annotation, biological process: regulation of neuroinflammatory response. The transcript is spliced from 7 exons. NCBI's taxonomy places the organism in Eukaryota, Metazoa, Chordata, Actinopteri, Cichliformes, Cichlidae. Gene Ontology annotation, molecular function: signaling receptor activity. The record is from RefSeq and is a predicted model, not a curated record. The coding region runs from base 668 to 1531 and encodes 287 amino acids.
UUACGAACAUGGAGACGAACGUUGAAAGAAUUUCAUAACGUUGCUCUAUUUUUUAUGUGUGUGUUCACGCACACUGCUUUACUACAUACUACUUUAGAGAGCACAGCUAUGUGUCUGGCAAGAGAGGAAAUGGGUGUCUUGACUUAUCAAACGUCAUCCUGUGUGGGAGAAAAAGGCAAGAUGUCUCAGUGGAAAGCGGUUUGGAGAGAGGGGAUGAGAAAGAAGAAGGGAGGGAUUUGUUAGUCACACGAUGUAUAUAUUACUGUGUCACAAAAGACUUCAGGUUUGUCUGAAGUCUUUGUUGGAGGACAUGCUUCACUUAAAUCCAGAGCUUGUUGGGAAUAGUAAGGAAAUGAAAUGGCAAGAUAACGGAGGAGAAAGAAAAUGCAUCUUGGUUUGAUGUUACUUUAGAGAGUCUAGCACUGACGGUUUAUGUCAGGCCAUACUUGAGGUUUUACGGUGUGAGCAGCAAGUUUACAGAGGAGCACUCGAAGACACGCAACGAUGAGAGAGACUAUGUGGAUUUAUGUCGUGAUCCUGUUCUUGUCUGAAACACAGAGCGUGGAAUCAGGUUUGACAUGUUAACUCAUUUUUCUUGCAUUUGUUUUUCAGCUUUCACUACUCACAUUUUCUUAAGAGUGAGCAACCUUCACAAAUGUAAUACAUAAUGACAAACUCCAUGCGGAUUCAUGUGGUUUACGACACAAGAACUACUGAAAGGGCCCCUGUGAACACCACUUUUCCUCCUAUCACUGAACGCAGAAAUGAACUUUUCAGUAAUGGGAGUGAUGCUAAUCUGACAUGCACCGAUAAGAUGUGGAAUGAGACAUUUUAUGUUAUCUGGAAAAUUAAAUUGAUUAACAAAACCCGUUGUGAGAUCAACUUUGACAGUUAUGGUCGAAACUCAGACACCUGCAAUGAUGGAAAGUCACUCCGAAACACAUCCAAUUCUCAGCCAUAUCUACACAUCCCAAAGUUCUCAGAAGAUGAUGUGGGAAUCUACACGUGUGAGUUUGCUUACAGAGGAGGAGCUACCAAUUGUGAAAUCCACGUGAAUAUCACAGUGACUCCUGAAAUAAAAGCCUGGAUAGAGUACAAAGACAACACAAUGGUAGCAGUAUGUAGAGCUGAAAAUGGAAAUCCUGCAGCCAACAUCAGCUGGAAUCAUGCACGAAAUUCUUCUGUGCAACAACUGCCUGGGAUAAAUGGACUUUUUACAGUAGAAAGUCGUUUGGAGCUUCCUGAAGGCAUAGAUCCAGAAAACCUGAGCUGCACCAUCAGUCACCAGAACCUGAACAAGAUUGUAUUUUUGGAAUAUCAAAAAGUUAAAGUUUAUUCUCUCUGGCUGUAUGCACUCAUAGCUGGGAUAAUAAUUGCAUUUUUAGCGGGACUCUUAUUUUUUUUGGUCAUGAAGCUGAGGCAACACCAACAGUCAGAUACCUCCUCCUCCAAAUCCCCACCGAUAGAGGAUGUGGAGGAAGUGGAGCCCUAUGCUAGCUAUGUUCAACGUGUGAACUCUAUCUAUAACUGAUCUGCAGAUAUGUUCACAAUGACAAAAGAAAAAGAAAAAAGAGCGUGCACAUGCAUCACAGCCUAAAUGCAACAAGUCUUUGUGAGAAACUGAGGGCUGUGAAACUGAGAAAGGGUGAAAUAGUAAAGAGAGGGAAGGAUCAAAGAUUUUCUCUGAAAGAGGAACGUUUCUCGCUUUAAAUGUAUCCUAAUAAACACUUAACUAAUGGAACGGGGGAUGUACCUGAUGUCUGCCCACCACUUUGUGUGGGUCUCAAGGAGAACAUUAACUAAAAAAUGCACUGAACUGCUGAAAUGAGGAGGCUCUUGAGCCACAUGCAGCAUGUAAGACUACAGAACUACAGACUUUUGAUAAUGCUGAUGAAAUAUAUUGGCUACAAUUAUGUACAAAUACACUUAUUUAAACAUUAACAGUUAAAUAGAUGAUCAUUUCUUACAUAGAAUCAUGCUGGAGUGGCUACAGUACAAGCACCAAGCAACGAAAACAUGCAUUUUAAUCACAUAGCUGUCUCAAGGUAAUGUGGACAAUGCCAUGUGAAGUAUUUAUGUUAUGUAUGAAUGUGAGAUGAUAUGAUUCUUUGUAUUAAAGUGCAUGUAUAAAUGCUGACUUC